AUGCCUCAGCUGGACACUGAGAUUCUCUACAUGAUGGAGCUGCUGGACCCCUCACUGCUGCAUGGAGAGGGUAGGUCUACCAUCACAUAAUGACACUGGAUUCAAUACCACAGUAUACAGUUUACCUGGACUGAUCAUAGAAGAGAGGAGGUCUACCUGAUCUAUCUCUACCUUUAUCUAUCAGAAUGAGUCAAGCUCAUGUUGUGUCAUGCUGUAAAGAGACCCAGUGAACAUGCCGUCUUGCAAGGUUUUGGGGUGACAGAUCUCACCUUCACACAAGUACAGAAGGCAGUGUCUGGACUGACAAUAGGUCUGCCUGAACCAAUCAUAGUCCAACAUCAGGAACUUGGGUCAGGACAACACAAUCUGGUUAGUUUUCUAUCAAGUCCUCCUGUGUGUCCGUAUCACAAACCAAAGUAAAAACACAGCCCUAACUCACUCUAACUCACAGUAAUAUUAGAUCUAGACAGGUCUAUAAUAAAUUACAUCUAGAAUCUUGGUACACUCUACCUAACAUCAUUGUUUUCUGCAAUAAACAGACAUUUUAUCUUGAAAUCAAGUUCAUAACCAUGAAUAUGUGUUAGUUGAAGUCAUGCAGGGCAACUACAGGUCAAGUUUAAGCCCAGACUGGAAGGCAGGCUUGGUAGGAAACAAGUUUGUUCCACAGGAAGACGAUGUGACUUAAAUGGAUUGGAAUGUUCAUAAGGUGUGGGUGGGUUCCCUUGGAAAAGGUAUUGUCCCGCUAGUGAGGGGCUUCCUGAUGAUUAUCUUGCCAGGGCACUUCCUCUAAUCUAGGGUAUGUGUUUGUGUCCUGUUUUCAGUCCCACACAGACUGUAGGAGUGCAAUGCAAUAUACUCACUUAUACACCAGAAUGUAUUCUUCACCAACACACAAACCAUAUGCAUCAUUUUCCACUUCGUAUGGCCUCGUUGAACCAUUAACACGUCCACAGUCAAACCACAGCAUGCCCAUAUUAACAUGUAUAAUAUUUAUCUUCCUGGUUCUCCUUCCUUCCCUGCCUGCUCUCUCCUUCUCCCCAUCCCUCCCUCUCCCAGGUGGCUACUACCUGACCAGUGCGUACGGGGCCAUGGCUCUUAUCAAGAACUUCCAGGAGGAACAGGCAGCCAGGGUCCUCAGCUCCGAGGCCAGAGACACCCUGCACCAGUGGCACCGCCGACGCACCGCCCAGCGCAUGGCACCCUCCGUGGAUGACUUCCAGGUAUCGCCCUGACCCCCAUCUGACCCCCAGGCAGUGAGUUUGAAAGAACACCCCCCUAAAACGCCUCCCACGAGACCGGGGGACUGGAUCUGCAUGGCUCCAGUGUGAAGUUUCCCUUAAGUACAGAUCUAGGAUCAGCUUUCUUUCCCCCAAUCCUAACCUUAACCAUUAGUUGGGGGAAAUGCAAAACUGACCCAAGAUCAGCAUCAAGGGGCAACUUCACUCUACACCAAUCUGCAUGAGAAGCACCGGUGCUGACAUGCCGAGACUAUCCUUCUAUAUCCGGAUCUGUAUUAAAAAAUGAUCUUGAGCUAUGAAUACACUUUUGGAAGAAAAAGAUGUGGUUUAUUUUCGGGUUAGGGGUAAUCUAGGAGGGAGUGAUAUUGAGAAGGAAGCUGAUAGGUAGAUGAGAUAGGACUAUUCUAAUGCAUGUGAUUGUGCACUAAUGAAGCAUUGUCUUGGUUUUCUCUGUUAGCCCUGAAAUGGCUGUAUCCUCCUGUAAAUGCCAUAAUAAGGAUAGAGGCUAUAGAGCCGUAUCAGAGCUACUUCACCUUUCUCCCUGUGUGUCUUCACAGAACCCAAACUUCAUUCCUGUGUAUUUGUGUCUUAGUUCUGUUCCUGCAUGUGCACCUGCAUAUAACUGAUAUCCGUGUCACGUUCUCUCUCUCUCUUUGUGUCAUUUUCUCGGUGUACUUCUGUCUCCAUCUAUGUGUUUUUGCAUGUGUAUGUUUUGUAUCUGUUUUGUAUGUUUGCAUAUAUGUAUUUUUGUAUCAAUGAUACCUGUAUCACGUUCCUUGUACCUCUUCUCCUUCAGAACUACCUGCGAGUCGCCUUACAAGAAGUCAACAGCGGCUGCACAGCCAAAACCCUCCUAGUCCACCCGUACUCCACCACUGAAGAAGUAUGCUCGCUCUGCGCCUACAAGUUCAAAGUUCAUGACCCCGAGAACCACGACCUCUUUCUCAUCACUGAGGCAACCAGUCAGCAGCUUGCCCCAGACACACACCCCCAGCGAAUCAAAGCGGAGAUACACAGCCGCCCGAACUCGCCGCCCUUCCAUUUUGUCUACCGCAGAGUGCCCAACCUUAACCUGUGUAUACCAACUAUCCCAGCUAACCAGCACAGUGGCAACUGCCUACUGCCUAGCCAACUGGAUGAAUGA
Molecule: messenger RNA, 2382 nt
Organism: Coregonus sp. 'balchen'
Lineage: Eukaryota; Metazoa; Chordata; Actinopteri; Salmoniformes; Salmonidae
Source: the annotation of a GenBank genome assembly